UGAUCCCAAUUCUAGCAUCUGCAGUGUCCGGUGUCUCCCACCUUUAACCGCAGAUUCUUCCCCCUCGUCCGUUCCGUUCACGCAGAUAUGAUGGGGUUAACGCUAUCGUUCGCCGCACUUGCAAGCUCGCUCCCGACGGCUCUGCGAAGGCAGGAACAGAUUGCUGCCCCCCGGCUACGGUGUUAUAUAAAUAGAGAGGGUCGCUUAUCCGCCCUCUCCCACUCCAUCCCUUUCCUCAAAGCUGCCCGCCUCAGCGGAGAGACGGAGCAGUCCGACUCGAACGCGGCGAUUCCCGCACCUCUCGAUAACAUUCCUGAAUUCCGUCUCCGAGAGGGGAACGCUUAACCUGUCCCCGGACCUACAAUAAGGUGGAUUGGAAUCGAAAUGCGUUCUGGCUGAGAAUCUGCCGUUACUUUAAAAAAAAAUCGAUUCUAGGUAAAGUAUUUCUGUUCUAUGAGACUCAAAGGCAGCGGUUGAGUUGCGUCCGUUUGACAAACUUUUUUUUGCCGAGGGAAAUGGGUUUGUAAGCUUGCUUCGAAUCAGCCAGCUGUCAGCAACCGCGACUGAGGAAGUGCGCUGCAACUCGAUUCUCUGUAGCCCGCAAGCCGCCAAGAGACUGAGUUUUUGAAGGCCAUAAGAGACUUGGAGGCUAUCUGGGUGGCGAUGGUCUGGAGGGGAGCGAUGUGUGUGUCGCUCUCUGGUCCGGGAGACCGGAGGCUCGAGCAGGGCGGCGGUGAAGGAAUGGGGAGCAGGUGUCUUUGCUACAUAGAGUCCUGAGAGGUGUUGGCCACUCGCCAGAGCCGAGAGGGCUGCCUGGGCCAGUUCGGCUCUCUCGGAGUCACUCUCCCUCUCUCUCUUUCCGUCAGCAAUGGGUGUGCACGCCGACCCCAUCCAACUCAGCCAGCGGGCUCUAGACCACGCGGAGACCCUCGGCCAUCGGCAGGAGCUAGCUCUCUCCCCCUUCCCCACGGAAAAACCUUACUCCAGCCUGAGGCAAGAGGCGGACCAACUGUCGGGCAACCGGAGCAAUUUCACCGGUUGCACAGAGGAGAUUUUGCCGUAUGGCGACGUGGAGAAAGUCAUAAUCGGGGUCGUGCUGUCCAUCAUCACCCUGUGGACUAUCGCGGGCAACGCCAUGGUCAUCAUCUCGGUCUGCAUCGUCAAGAAGCUCCGGCAGCCUUCCAACUACCUGGUGGUGAGUCUGGCGGCCGCCGACCUCUCGGUGGCCCUGGCCGUCAUGCCCUUCGUGAUCAUAACGGACCUGGUCGGGGGCGAGUGGCUCUUCGGCAAAGUUUUCUGCAACGUUUUCAUCGCCAUGGAUGUCAUGUGCUGCACGGCUUCUAUCAUGACCCUGUGUGUAAUCAGUGUGGAUAGAUACUUGGGGAUAACGCGCCCUCUGACAUACCCGGUGAGACAGAAUGGGAGGUCGAUGGCCAAAAUGGUGUUAACUGUUUGGCUCCUUUCGGCAUCCAUAACUCUGCCGCCGUUGUUUGGUUGGGCCAAGAACGUCACGGUGGACAGGAUGUGUCUCAUCAGCCAAGACCUUGGGUACACUGUCUACUCCACGGGUGUAGCCUUUUACAUUCCCACGACCGUCAUGCUGAUUAUGUAUUACCGGAUAUACAAAGCUGCUAAGAAAAGCGCUGAGAAGCACAAGUUCAUGAGCAUUCCACGCCCGUACGAGCAGGACGGGAUCUACACCAUGGAGGAGGAUGUGCGGGGUCACCACGCCACCAGGAGGUCUAAAGCCACAGAGGAAUGCGCCAUCCUGUCCAAACUGCUCAAGCAUGACCGCAAGAACAUCUCCAUCUUCAAGAGGGAGCAGAAGGCAGCCCGGACCCUGGGGAUCAUAGUGGGAGCCUUCACCUUCUGCUGGCUGCCCUUCUUCCUGCUCUCCGCCGCCCGUCCCUUCAUCUGCGGCGUCAAGUGCAGCUGCAUGCCCCUGAGACUGGAGCGGACUCUGCUGUGGCUGGGGUACACCAAUUCCCUCAUCAACCCGCUCAUCUAUGCCUUCUUUAACCGGGACCUGAGGACUACUUUCUGGAACCUGCUGCGUUGCAAGUACAGGAACAUUAACCGGAGGCUCUCGGCUGCCAGCAUGCACGAGGCACUCAAGGCAACAGAGAGGCACGAUUGCAUAUUGUAACUGAGCCCUUUGGCAACCAGUGUCCAAUGGAAAGUGGGAAUGACAGGCAGCAUCACCAGAACUGCAUGAGAUUUCACCAAACAUUUGAUCUUGAAAUGAGUACAAAUUAACUCUCCAGUUAAUUUGGUUAGUGAAGGUUGACUCGUUAUAUCUACUUCAAAUGACGUGGAUAGACAACUGAGCUCGUGUCUGUGCCGAAAAUGUUUUGGCCUUGGGCCAGAAUGCCAUGGAAAAUAUGCUAAGUUAAAAAUCUUCCUUCACUUCUGAUUCAGAUUCAGAUCUAUUUAUUGAAACAUACAGUGAAAUGUGUCGUUUGUGUUAGCAGCCAACAGAUGCGCUGGGGGCAGACCGCAAAUGUCACCACACAUUCCAGGGUCAACACAGCAUACCCACAAUGCUCAGCAGAGCAACACAAGCAACAACAACACAACAACAAAAGAAAACAGCAAGGAAACAAAAAAACAGCGCAGCAAAAAAAAUGCUUAGACAUUAACCAUUUCAGAGAUGAGUAUAGCAGGAGGAUGGAUAAUUUGUUCUUUUUUUAAGCAGUCAGACACAAGGUGCGGGAUAAUCCAGGAAGACAAUCCAUGCUGGUUCUUGGAUGAAGCAUCCGUGGGAUUUGAGGAAUAGGACACAAGGAAUCUCAGAGGAGAGGUAACACUCUGAGGAGGGCUGACAAGGAUUGAGAGGGAAAAUAUUAGAGUGGAUUCGCAGUCAAGAUGAUCAACCAAUCCUACUGGCUCAUGUACACCUCGGCAAAAUGGAGGAAUCUGGAUCACUGACACUGAACUGGUUAUAGAUCAAAGUAGAAAGAAAGCAAGACUGAAUUAUGUUGAUCAAUUCAUCGAUCACUAAUGGAUAUCAAAAACCCAAAAUGAGGGAUCAAACAUUGAACCAAGUUGGCAAAUUUAUAUUUGAUAUUGUAAUAUCCUAAAAUAUGAAGCCGGGAUGCCUUGCCAUGAGGAAAAUGUAAAUUUAAUUGCAAAAAGCAAUCAUUGUUACGGAAGAAAGGAAACUGACUUAUGGGCAAAUUUAUUUCAUUUGAAGAUGUUAUGGUCAUGGAAAAUAUGCCGAGUUAAAAUUCUGCUUUUGUUUCGACAGAGAUGAUUCUACCAGGAUGGUGGGUAUUUUGCACUUUUGUAACCAGUUGGAUUCAAGGUGCAGGAUAAUCUGGGAAGACAGUUCACGCCACUUUUUGGAUCAAGCUCUGGCCACUAACGUUAACAAGCCACAAAACAAGCAGUGACACUGGUCUGCAUGAGCACAGAUUCAGAAAUUAAUUUAACAGGAAAGACUCAUAUUUAUUUUACGCCUUUUGUGACCUCAGAUUGUCUCAAAGCACUUAAGUGUAAUUAUUGUUAAAAAGUAGUAAAUCGAACAUGUGAUCAAAGUCAGGAUAACUUACUGGUGUUGUCUAAUGGUUAAACUUUGAACAGGACUCCCCUGUUUCUAUAUUUAUUUUUGUGACAGAGUGCAGUAACAGGCCCUUCUAGCCUAAUGAGCCUGCACCACCCAGUUAUGCCUGUGCUUUCAUUAUGGAAGAGCGUAUGGCAUGGGAGAACGAAAUUCACACUUGGCCUCUUGUGAUACUGCACA
This is a messenger RNA of Mobula hypostoma (lesser devil ray), 3742 nucleotides long. RefSeq names its product 5-hydroxytryptamine receptor 7-like. Bases 869 to 2146 code for a protein of 425 amino acids. Gene Ontology annotation, biological process: smooth muscle contraction; G protein-coupled receptor signaling pathway, coupled to cyclic nucleotide second messenger; vasoconstriction. The transcript has 2 exons. Lineage: Eukaryota; Metazoa; Chordata; Chondrichthyes; Myliobatiformes; Myliobatidae. The record is from RefSeq and is a predicted model, not a curated record. Gene Ontology annotation, molecular function: G protein-coupled serotonin receptor activity; neurotransmitter receptor activity. Gene Ontology annotation, cellular component: plasma membrane; dendrite.